UUUUCCUCCCUUCCCCCCUCUUUCCUCCCUACAGGUCCUAACUCUACGUCACGUCAGUCACGUAGGCAAGGGGGCGGGGAUGUCGUGGUACAGGAAGUUUACAGUAGCGGUCAUUUUACACGUUUUUCAAAAGUUCGGGGAAAGGAUGACUAAGACAGGAAAGCCAGAUAGUUCCUGGAGGGACAUCUGCUUGAAGUAUGCCCAGGACAAAUUCCACUUUUCAGCUGGCAAACGGCCAGGGGCCAAGAAAUGGAAAAAGGCCUUAGAGAGGAUUGAUGCUUGCCCCUGCAGAGCCAUGCUAAGGAUCUAUUUGGGAGAAGCCUUCAGUGUACCUGUGGGUUCCACAAGCCAGCAGAUCUGGCAUCAGAUGCUGGGUCCAGUGAGGCAGGAGGAGUUGAGACGGAAGCAGGGCGAGUCCAAGUCGACACAGAGGCAGGGAGAGGAGACAUGGAGGCAGGGAGGCAGGGGGAGUUCGAGUCAGCACGGAGGCAGGGAGAAGAGACACAGAGAUCACCAAGAAGCUGGCUGGUGGAAUAGGGGGCAGUGCUGCGUGGAUGACCAACAUCCGCAACGAGUUUGACCAGGUUCUGAACUCUGUUCUGACGACGGGUGAAGGUGCAGGGUUGGAAGGGUUGUGCCAAGGCGUCGUCACCCUUUAUAAAAAUGCGGGCCAAACUGAACCUGCGGUCAUCUGUCGAUUGGGACUUCUGCACCCAGACAGGUGUGUCUUCAGUGACCAAGCUCUUCCACCCAUGGAAGUCUGCAGUGCGCUCAGACAGUUUUCAUUUUGUGAGGCGCUUCAACUGUGGCCUCACUACAGAACACCACCCUCUAUAUGGCACCUUUUGUACCAAGCUGUCAUCCUGCGUUUUUGAAUGGGAUCAGGAGGAUGUGCAACGCCUGAAGGAGGCCAAGAGAGAGGAGUGGAAGUGCAGCCACAGUGGACAUGUUCCCACUGAGGAACAGCUUAUGGCCACCGUCAACCCAGGAGAACUAAAGAAACACUGCAGGAGGAGGACCCGUGGAGUGGAGGAGAUGCGCCGUAUGAUUUCAAGGCUGCUGGAAUCAGUGUGGGACCUCACAGACACCACAGGGCUGUGUUUGGUGAGCCAUGACAGCAUGCGCCACAUCUGGGAGAUGCAGCAGAAACAACUGGAGUGCUUCCAAGACCCCCCAUGCUGGCGGUGCAAUGCUACACAUAUGCAAAUGUACAUGCUGGAGGGGCUAUCAAGGUGGAACAUGGGCGGGGCCAAGGAGGCAGUAGCUGUGGAGGGGGCCUCGACCCUUAGAAGCUUCGAUGUCCGCCCGAUGUCCCACCUCAACAGCUUAAGCCAGCGUGUCCGUGGUUGUAAUCUAGUGGCAGAAUUCCCCCACCUGGGAAACCUACUGAUGAGCGCAUAGCGGUGGAAUAUUUAUUGGGCCAGACCAACAGAGGGGACCUGCUUGCGCCUUGGCAUGUCCCUGAAAUCCCAUCACAGGUGCUUGAGGAGGAGUGGGACGCAGAUGAUGCAGAUGUCACUGUAGACAUGUCUGAGGAGGGGGCUACUGGUCCUUAUGACCAGUCUGUGGAGGGUGACACUGAUCCCGAAGUCGUCGUCACAGAGACCAGCCCAAGUGACAUGAGAGGGGUUGUGAGAUGGGAGGCAGACCAUCACUGCCUUGUCAGCCAAAGAGGAGGCUGACAUAGUGCGCCUGUAUGCAGCUCUCCAUGCCAUGAUCAAGGCACCUUCAAGAUACACCCAGAAUUCUAGGAAAAAGUCACAUGUGUCAGCAGGACCGUAGAGAGCACCCAGGAAGCAGAGUGGCUCUGCUCCUGGACAGCAGGCGGCAGAAAGACUAUACAUGACUCAUGGCCAAGCAGCCCAGGACCCUGAAGUCAACAGGGUCAGUGAGUGUGUUUGCCUCAGGCUUGCCAAAGAGUUUGAGCAAGCACGCAACGGGCCAAAGGACACAAAGGGGAAAACCUCGCCCCAACCUCAGAUAGCUGCUGGAGGACAGUAGGGUUGUCUUGGAGCAGACAAACCUGUUUCUGGUGCCCCUGAAAAACACCACGGUCUCUUCGUGGUAUGUGUUAUUUCAUUUACCUUUCCCAAAGCUGCCCAGGAGGAUGAGGAGCUAGUGUCAAGGGGGAACCGCCAAAGAAGAGGCUAUCAAAAGAGCAGUACCACUACACCUGCAUGCAGUGUGGCCAGGACAAAAGCAAAAGAACUGGACACACCCAGGUGAAGGGGCGGUGGUACUGUCCAGCCUCAGGACUGUCCCUGGAAGACUGGAGGAACAGUUUACAGUAGGGGUGAUAUCAAAGCCUCACGAUACGAUAUCGUCACGGUAUGAACCUCACGGUACCUUAUUUAUUGCGAUAUCAUGGGAAAGCUCACGAUUAGGAACGUAACAAUAUCCAAAUCUCUUGGUGCGAUGUUUUCACUAUAUACAUCUCACGGUAGGAUAUUUAUUGUGAUAUUUUGUGGAGGUUAAACAGCUAAAACUGUUACUGUUGCUACUUUUCCUCUUUAAAAUGCCUUGACAAGAUUUAAUCCAAAGAACUAAGUCUUAAAACAACUGUUAUUUCUUUAUGUAGUCUACACUGAAUUGUUACAUCCCUAGUUUACAGUAGUUUUAUUGUUUCAGCUUCAUCUUGAUGAUGAUGAUGAUGAUUAUUAUUGUUGUUGUAAUAUUAUUGUUAUAUAUUGUGAUAUUGUUACAUUAUAUUGUUAUUAUAUUAUUCUUUAUUGUUAUAUUACAUGGUUAUUCUUUUAUUAUUGUUAUUUAAUCAUUUAUUUAAUUUUGUUUAAAGGAUUUGUUUUACAGCUCUUAAUCAUAGAUAUCUCUCUGUCUCUUCUCUCUCCUCUCUCCCUCGUUCUUCUCGUCCUGUCUGUUCAUACGUGGUUUGUCAUUUUUCUUUGCUUUCUUACUGUGUGGUACAAUGUUACAUUAAAGUUUUGAUCAUUUUAUUGGA
Boleophthalmus pectinirostris (great blue-spotted mudskipper) is the source of this 2956-nucleotide messenger RNA. RefSeq lists its product as uncharacterized. NCBI's taxonomy places the organism in Eukaryota, Metazoa, Chordata, Actinopteri, Gobiiformes, Gobiidae. The record is from RefSeq and is a predicted model, not a curated record. The transcript has 10 exons. Bases 664 to 1401 code for a protein of 245 amino acids.